Molecule: messenger RNA, 1134 nt
Organism: Pichia kudriavzevii
Lineage: Eukaryota; Fungi; Ascomycota; Pichiomycetes; Pichiales; Pichiaceae
Exons: 1
Coding region: 1-1134 (377 amino acids)
Biological process (GO): peptidyl-L-cysteine S-palmitoylation; protein targeting to membrane
Cellular component (GO): endoplasmic reticulum; Golgi apparatus
Molecular function (GO): protein-cysteine S-palmitoyltransferase activity
Source: RefSeq, a predicted model, not a curated record
AUGCCAGUGGAAUUCAAAUACCCAUGGGUAGGUGUGGCCAUUCCUGCCGCUUUGAUAAUAUAUUUACAAUCUUCAACAACUUAUCUAUGGAUGCAGGAUAAACAUGAAGUACUAAGCGAUCGUAUUUUUUUGAUUUUUCAGUUUGCCAACAUGAUGCUGUGGAUAUCUUACUGUUUGGCCAUCGUAACACCUCCUGGUUCUCCUGCCCCAGACUAUCAAUUACCUCAAAGGGAGUUUGGAAAACAUCAAACAAUGUGGAGGAAGUUUUGCAUCAAGUGCAAUAAAUACAAACCUGAGAGAACUCAUCAUUGUAGAAAAUGUGACAAAUGUGUUCUUAAAAUGGAUCAUCAUUGUCCAUGGACGAAUAAUUGCAUAGGCUUCAAAAACUUCCCUCAUUUCAUCAAGUUUCUUGUUUGGAUAGAGGUAACGCUUUUGAUAGGGUGGAUUUAUUAUGCCAAGAAACUUUAUGGUAUUUUCGAAAUGAGAAGUUUGCCAUCAUAUCUAAUCUCGACUUCGGAUGUAACAGUGUCCAUAAUAAAUACAUUGAUGGUAUCGUUCAUUCUUCUAACUAUCUCGAUAUUAUUUAUAAGAUGUCUUUCCUCUGCUGCAUCAAACCAAACGAUGAUUGAAGAAUGGGAAUGUGAUAGAAUUCAAGAUAACUUUUUCACAGAAAAGUUGUGGAUCAAGGUACGCCAUAAUUAUUCAAAAAUAUACCCCGACGAACGAUUUCCAGAUCUAAAAUCAUGGAAAGUGAAUUAUAGGAUCCUUAAGCAAAACACACAGAUUCCUUUAAAUUUCACUUAUGAGGAUUUGGUGUUUCCUUACGACCUUGGUUCUGCGUACCUGAAUCUAGUUGAUUCUAUUGGCCCUUUAUAUACAUGGAUUUUACCAUGGGGAGGUCCAAAUGGGGAUGGUAUUAAUUUUAUUAAAGAUGCGUUGAAGGAAGACCAAAUAAAGUUACCGUUCCCUAUAGAUGGAUCGAAUUUUGAUGAUCCAAAAUCUACUUUUUUUGGAAUUGAUGACGAUAAUGAGCUAGUUACAAGCAACGACUGGGCCAACUAUUUAGGCGAGACUUUGAAUGAUUUUGGAGUUGAUCUAGAAACUGAGACUUAUGAUGAUAGUAAAAAUAAAUAG